This is a messenger RNA of Drosophila miranda, 2103 nucleotides long. RefSeq names its product RNA pseudouridylate synthase domain-containing protein 2 (gene RluA-2). The transcript has 9 exons. The coding region runs from base 312 to 1898 and encodes 528 amino acids. NCBI's taxonomy places the organism in Eukaryota, Metazoa, Arthropoda, Insecta, Diptera, Drosophilidae. The record is from RefSeq and is a predicted model, not a curated record. Gene Ontology annotation, biological process: pseudouridine synthesis. Gene Ontology annotation, molecular function: RNA binding; pseudouridine synthase activity.
AUUUUAAUGAAGUUCUUCCGACAAUUAAAAACUAUUAUUCACUCGGCAAAUUAUUAUUAUUAUGAUAGAUGGGUACAUGCUUUAACAGUAUGAAAUAUACAUUUAUAAUAUCUCUUAUGCGCUUAAAUACACACGAUUACAUACAUGCACAUCUACAUACAUACGACUAUGUAAGAAGUAUGUACUAGUUGGCACGUGCAAAUGAUAUUUGUUCUUAGACUUAUUGUAGUGGCAACAAAUAUUUUUUUUAGCGAAAUAACAAAUCAUUGAAGAUUUACGGAUGUACUGAAGUGGUGGCGAGAUUUUUAAUAAUGAUAAAUCCAAAAUGUGUGCAGCACGCUUAUAUCCAACAAGCUGAUGAACCAGUAAACAUUGAGAAUAUUAUUCGAGCCGUGCCUCCUACAAACUCUGCCAUAGGAGAAUCGGUCAAAACUAGCAUGAUCGAUCAAGAAGCCCAGUCCCCCAAAUCCACUCACGAUGGCAAUCUUCAAGUGCUAUCAACAAUACAGAAAGAUCUAUCACCAUUGCCCAAAAAACGUAAUACUAUCUCCACGGACGAACUAUUUGAUGCAAAGAGAGUCAAAUUAGACACCAAGUCCCUCAAAACUAAAAGACCUGGCUUGACCGAUGAAAAAUAUGAUGAGACAUCUUAUUACUUUGAAAACGGUCUUCGGAAGGUUUAUCCCUACUUUUUCACGUUCACGACAUUUACAAAAGGGCGUUGGGUUGGCGAGAAAAUCUUAGACGUGUUUGCUCGUGAGUUCCGUGCGCAUCCUGCAGAAGAAUAUAAGCGCAGUAUAGAGACUGGAAAACUAACCGUAAAUUAUGAAAAAGUUCCUGUAGAUUAUAGACUAAAGCACAAUGAUCUACUUGCAAAUAUCGUUCAUAGGCAUGAAGUCCCUGUAAGUCUGCAGUCUAUUACUAUAGUGCACAUGGAUGAAGACAUUGUGGUUGUAAAUAAGCCGGCCUCAAUACCAGUACAUCCGUGUGGUCGGUAUAGACAUAAUACUGUGGUGUUCAUACUGGCAAAGUCGCACAACCUAAAAAAUCUAAGAACUAUACACCGACUAGAUCGUCUUACAUCUGGUCUUCUUAUAUUUGGUCGCACCUCAAAGAAAGCCCGGGAAUUGGAACAACAAAUAAGAAAUAGACAAGUACAAAAGGAAUAUGUUUGUCGCGUGGAAGGUCGUUUUCCCGAUGGGAUAAUUGAAUGCAAUGAACCUAUUCAAGUUGUCAGCUACAAAAUUGGAGUUUGUAGGGUAUCGCCAAACGGCAAAGACUGCAGGACAACGUUCCGAAGAAUUUCUGAAGUUGGUGACUGUAGCAUUGUUCUGUGCAAACCACUCACCGGACGCAUGCACCAAAUAAGAGUACAUCUGCAAUAUUUAGGUUACCCCAUUGUAAAUGAUCCCUUGUACAACCACGAUGUCUUUGGGCCCUCUAAGGGAAGAGGAGGCGACAUUGGAGGAAAAAGUGACGAUCAGCUGAUCAACAAUCUAAUCAAAAUUCAUAAUGCCGAGAAUUGGUUGGGAGUUGAAGAAGGCGGAGAUGUGUUAAUGGAAAAUCCAUUAAAGUGUGAAAUAAAAAAUUCUGUACAAAACGAAGAUUUAAUUGAGAUAGGAGCUCAGAAUUCAAAAAUAACAUCAAUGGUUGCUUCAAUUACAGAAGCUCCCCCCCAGACUGGUCACGCAGAACCAAUCGACCCAUUUGAUUUAAAUAAAACAACAUAUGAUCCACAUUGUCAUGAGUGCAAGGUUAACUAUAGAGAUCCCAAUGCCAAAGAUCUGCUCAUGUACCUGCAUGCUUGGAAAUAUAAGGGUGUCGACUGGGAGUACAGAACAGAGUUGCCGGACUGGGCUUGUAAAGAGCUCAUUGAUUAUGAUACCAUAGACCAGUAGUCGGUACUACCUAUUACUAAACGUACGAAAGAGACAAGCAGCAAGUAAGAAACCAAACGGCUUCGUAAGUGUUGACUACGCACUACAAAACAUGUGGAUGGAUGCGUCCCGACCACUGCUACAUAAACCAACAAAUACAUGUAUUUUAAAACCAAUCAAUCUAUAGUUUUGUAUAAGAUGUUCAAAAAUAGACCAAAAAAGUUAA